CAUUUCCUGAGUUCAAUUUCAAGUGACUACGAAAAUGUCCGUGAUUUUGGAUGUGCCGAAUCCUCACAAGAGCGGUUCAAUUUUCCGACUUCCGCCCUUUCGGUUUUUCGGUGCAGGACCCACAAAUUGUUCACCAAGUGUACUAUACACUCAAACAUUUCAACCAAUGACUGCCUUCAGCAGAAAUUACUUUGAGCUGAACGAGGAUAUUAAAAAGAUGGUAAAGUACGUGUUUCAAACAAACAACCCAAUGACCUUCCUAGGCCAAUUUUCUGGAAAUGGAGGCAACGAAGCCAUGAUAACGAACCUCGCCGAUCCUGGGGAUACCGUUAUUGUGGCUAGUUUAGGAAUUUGGGGAACCAAAGUUGCCGAUAUGGGACGACGAUACGAUCUCAACGUUAUUGAACUGACUCUACCAGCUGGUGAGGUGUACACCUUUGAAGAACUUGAAGAACAAAUUGUUAAACACAAAGCAGUCGCUUUAUUUGUGACACAAGGAGAAUCGUCCGGAGGGGUUUUGCAACCUUUAGAAGGGCUUGCAGAUAUUUGCCAUAAGUACAACUGCCUUCUAUCUGUCGACGCAGUCGUUACCGUAGGAGUAGUUCCAUUGUUGGUGGACAGGUGGAAGUUAGACGCUGUCAAUGGAGGCACCCAGAAAGGUCUUGGAGCACCCCCUGGAAUGGUGUUGCUAUCGUUUAGUCCAAGGGCACAUGAACGCAUGUUAAAAAAGAAACAUCGCACCCCUUAUAUAUUUGACAUGUUAAUACAUGCCGAAGUGUGGAAAUGCUUUGAAACUUCAUUACCAAGUUACAUUUACACAUAUAACACUUCGUUUCUUGCGACUAUCAGACAGGCUUUAGUGGAAGUCUGCGAGGAGGGUCUUGAAAAUGUUUGGCGACGCCAUCAAGAAUGUUCCGAUUUGUUCACAAAAAAAAUUGAAAAACUGGGAAUGCGACAUUUCAUAGAAAAACCAGAAAAUCGGUUUUGCGGAGUCAACUGCGUUACCGUUCCCAAGGAAGUAGACUGGCAAGAGCUCUGCGAUUACCUUUUGACCAAACAUGAAAUAGAAUUGGGUAUGGGCAUAGGACCUACAUUAGAGAAAGCUCUUAGAAUAGGUUUCCUGGCACAAAACGCAAAACCUGAUCUAGUGGAAUUUGUUGUCAGUGCCUUGGAAGAUGGAAUUAAUUACUGCAGAUCGAGAAAGGGCGCGUUUAAUAGCAGUAAUAGUCGAUACGAAUUUUAUUUAACGAAGAAUAAAUAUGAAAAGUAAAGUAAAAUAUGUCAGUAGUAAUUAAUGAAAAUAAAU
Anoplophora glabripennis (Asian longhorned beetle) is the source of this 1306-nucleotide messenger RNA. RefSeq names its product serine--pyruvate aminotransferase-like. The transcript has 7 exons. NCBI's taxonomy places the organism in Eukaryota, Metazoa, Arthropoda, Insecta, Coleoptera, Cerambycidae. The coding region runs from base 35 to 1270 and encodes 411 amino acids. Gene Ontology annotation, cellular component: peroxisome. The record is from RefSeq and is a predicted model, not a curated record. Gene Ontology annotation, molecular function: L-serine:pyruvate transaminase activity; L-alanine:glyoxylate transaminase activity.